AAAUAAUAUAUUAUAUAAUCUUUUUCAAAUUUUGGUGUAUACAAUAAAGUUGAUUGAAACACAUGAUAGUGUUUUGUUAUUUUUUAAAUGUAAUUUAUCAUCAUGAAAAAUCACGAUAUUAUAUGAAUUUCAGUGAUUCUUUUAACGAAUUAUAUUUGUAUAAAAUAUAAUGUUGAUCUACCCUUGGUUUAUGCAGAUAGGGUUAUAAGCGAAAUAAUCAAUAAGUUCAUACAUGGAAAAUUCGAUUAUCUACUACACUUAGUAUACUUAGGUAUAUUUAGAUACAAUACAAUACCAUGGUAUAAGUUUGUUUCUUAUUAUUCGAUCAGCUUUUCUAAUUAUUCUGCAUUGAAUUUUCCAUGAACGUAUGGAGCUGUUUAAAGCUCUAAGUUUCUUCAGUAGAGGAAAGUAUGAAGAAUGUGCAACAAUAUGCACAGACUUAUUAAGAAAAAAUCCAUUAGAUCAGGUAUACUUCUUGUUAAUGUACUGCAAUAGUUAUUUACCAUCUGUUUCUUAUCAAAAUAUAAUAUUCUUCAGGCUAUUUGGGUGUUAAAAAUGCGUGCUUUAACGUUACAAGUAUAUGUAGACGACAUUGAAGGCGAAGAAGAAGGAAUUGCUGAAAGUUUACUAGAUAACUAUACGAUAUCCUCCAUGCCUAGGCCAGGAACAUCCUUAAAAAACCCUGGUACAUCACAUAUAGGACAAUAUCUUCGACCAAAAACACAGUCAGGGAGGCCACUGACAGGAGUUGCGAGACCAGCUACUCAAUCUGCAAUGUCUCAAUCUGUUGAGCAAACAUUAAGAACACCGAGAACUGCUAUGACUGCCAGACCGAUCACUGCAAGUUCUGGUCGAAGUGUUAGAUUAGGUACAGCAUCUAUGUUAACAGAGCCUGGAGGACCUUUUAUACAACUCUCACGUUUAAAUAUUUCCAAGUAUGCAAAUAAACCCAGUAUCGCGAAACCACUGUUCGAGUACAUAUAUUACCACGAACAUGAUGUAAGAUACGCACUAGAUUUGGCAGUUCAGGCAACGCAAGUGUGUCAGUAUAAAGACUGGUGGUGGAAAGUACAACUUGGAAAAUGUUAUUAUAAUUUAGGAUUAAUAAGAGAUGCAGAGCAGCAAUUUAAGUCGGCAUUGAAAGAUUGUAAAUCCAUUGAAACGGUGUUGAGGCUUGUUAGAGUUUACAUUAGAUUGGAUCAGCCGUUGGCUGCUUUAGAUGUAUGUAAAAAAGGUCUUGAGUAUUUUCCUAACGAUGUAAAUAUUCUCACCGAAAUGGGCCGUGUAUUCGAUGGUCUGAAUAAUGCGAGCAUGUCGUUGAAAUAUUAUAAGAUCGUUGCUCAGGAAGAUGCUUCGCAUACAGAAGCGAUAGCUAGUAUCGGGAUGCAUCAUUUUUACAAUGAUCAACCAGAAUUGGCAUUACGUUACUACAGGCGAUUAUUACAAAUGGGUGUAUACAACGUAGAAUUGUUCAAUAAUCUUGGAUUGUGCUGCUUUUAUUCUCAACAAUACGACCAUGUUAUAUCGUGCUUUGAAAGAGCGCUUAAUCUCUCUACCGAUGAAAAUAUAGCUGACGUAUGGUAUAAUAUUUCUCACAUUGCUCUUACAGUAGGUGAUAUAACAAUGGCGGAAGAAUGUCUAAAGCUAGCUAUUAUAAGCGACAAUAGACAUGCUUUGGCAUACAAUAAUCUUGGUGUGAUAAAAAUACGUAAUGGAAAUCUAACAGCUGCGAGAACAUAUUUUCAUGCUGCAGCCAACAUUGCUAAUUUUAUUUACGAACCUCACUUUAAUAGUGCUUUCUUAGCCUAUGAUGUUGGAGAUCUUCAAACAUGUUACAUCGCGGUACAAAAGUCUUUGAGCGCGUAUCCUGCUCACUGUGAUAGCAAAAUCCUCCUCAAAAAAUUAGAAAGAUAUUUUUCUCACAUGUGAAGUUUCUGGUGAAGAGAAAGGAAUUUACCCAAGUUAUACAAAAUGAUGUAUUUUAUUGAAUGUUUGAUUUUAAUUGUACAGACAACAUUAUGUACACAAUACAUAUAUGCAAAAAGUACAAA
Messenger RNA from Hylaeus anthracinus, 2051 nucleotides. RefSeq names its product tetratricopeptide repeat protein 8 (gene BBS8). The record is from RefSeq and is a predicted model, not a curated record. The coding region runs from base 556 to 1929 and encodes 457 amino acids. The transcript is spliced from 7 exons. NCBI's taxonomy places the organism in Eukaryota, Metazoa, Arthropoda, Insecta, Hymenoptera, Colletidae. Gene Ontology annotation, molecular function: protein binding. Gene Ontology annotation, biological process: non-motile cilium assembly. Gene Ontology annotation, cellular component: BBSome; non-motile cilium; ciliary basal body.